AUGGCGAGCCUCAAAGAAGGCGAUACCUUCCCCGAAGGUGUAGAGUUCUCCUACAUCCCCUACACUCCCGAAACCUCCUCCCCCACCUCCUGCGGCAUUCCUAUUACCCUCAAAGCCAGCCAAGAAUUCUCCUCCAAGAAAGUUGUCCUCUUCGCUGUUCCCGGUGCGUUCACGCCAGGAUGUUCAGUGCGGCAUUUACCGGGGUACAUCGAGCACGCGGAGAAGAUGAGGGGAAAAGGUGUGGAUUUGGUGUGUGUGGUUGCGAGUAACGAUGCUUUCGUUAUGAGUGCUUGGGGAAAGGUUAAUGGCAUCAAAGAUGAGAUUUUGUUCUUGUCUGAUCCGGAUGCGAAGUUCAGUAAGUCGAUAGGAUGGGAUAUGGGUGUUAGUCCGAAUAGGACGGCGCGGUAUGCGAUGGUGCUUGAUCACGGGAAGGUGGUUUAUGCUGAGAAGGAGCCUGGGAGGGAUGUUACGGUCUCAGGAGCACUUGCUGUAUUGGCAAAGUUGUGA
Messenger RNA from Lithohypha guttulata, 507 nucleotides. It is a transcript of the gene AHP1, whose product is annotated as peroxiredoxin type-2. Gene Ontology annotation, molecular function: thioredoxin peroxidase activity. Gene Ontology annotation, cellular component: mitochondrion; cytoplasm; peroxisome. NCBI's taxonomy places the organism in Eukaryota, Fungi, Ascomycota, Eurotiomycetes, Chaetothyriales, Trichomeriaceae. The coding region runs from base 1 to 507 and encodes 168 amino acids. The transcript is spliced from 4 exons. Gene Ontology annotation, biological process: hydrogen peroxide catabolic process; cellular response to oxidative stress; cell redox homeostasis. The record is from RefSeq and is a predicted model, not a curated record.